AGGAGAGAAAAUAAUUCUAUUUCCGUACUUCUUUUGACUCUCAUGACCAAGCUUAAAUCGGUCUUCCACAAGUGGAAUGAACAACAGAAAAUCUACUACCAGCCUGUAUUGGAAGCACUUGCGAGCCAUGAUAUCACUACAGACAGUGUUUUGUUUGAAAAAAAUCUUGGUGUUUUAUGCCAAACGACGGGUAUAGCUAGACCAAGGUUAAGAGCAUUUAUCAAACAAGUUCAAUUCGACACAUUAUUGCAUGAACAACCCUUUUCUAAAGACAGUCAACUGUUCAUUUCAACAGGCUUUGAAAGCCUGGAUCAAUUGCUUCAACAUGGUUUCUAUUUUGGUCAGAUCAUUGAAUUGUGUGCAGAGACAAAUGCUAUUCCAUCUCGAUUUACGUCACACAUCCUAGCGUCUUAUUUACAAUCGUAUUCAAAGCAAGGUAUCUUUAUAUUUGACACAACAGGCAUGCUUGAACCAAGAAGUAUGCAAGAGACGUUUAUCAAAAAGCAAUUAGAUCCUCUUAUUUUAACACAAAUUGAAACUGUUCAGUCAUUUACACUGGGUGAUUUGUCAUCUUCAUUAGAGAAUCUGGCUGCUAUACUGUCUACAACAGAGAGUAUACAUCCCUUAGUAGUCAUUGAUGAUCUUGCUCGAUUAGUGGGUCCUGAUUGGUCUAUUGCAGCAGUGAACAGCUUGAUUAAAAUGAUACAAAUCUUGACAAAGAAAUUGAAUUGCUGUGUCAUCAUUUUACAUCAUAUAUCAAAAAAAGAAAUCUCCAAUUCAAAAGCAUAUGAUUCAAUGAUUGAUUUACGCCUUUUCUUGGCACAACAGAUGGAAUCAAAGCAAAUUGAUAUACAAGUAUUGAAAUCAAGACAAUGGGUAAAUACGUAA
This is a messenger RNA of Gilbertella persicaria, 888 nucleotides long. RefSeq lists its product as uncharacterized. Lineage: Eukaryota; Fungi; Mucoromycota; Mucoromycetes; Mucorales; Choanephoraceae. Gene Ontology annotation, biological process: telomere maintenance; DNA strand invasion; double-strand break repair via homologous recombination. The transcript is spliced from 6 exons. Gene Ontology annotation, molecular function: single-stranded DNA binding; ATP-dependent activity, acting on DNA; four-way junction DNA binding. The record is from RefSeq and is a predicted model, not a curated record. Gene Ontology annotation, cellular component: centrosome; Rad51B-Rad51C-Rad51D-XRCC2 complex; replication fork. The coding region runs from base 43 to 888 and encodes 281 amino acids.